Molecule: messenger RNA, 456 nt
Organism: Botrytis fragariae
Lineage: Eukaryota; Fungi; Ascomycota; Leotiomycetes; Helotiales; Sclerotiniaceae
Exons: 4
Coding region: 1-456 (151 amino acids)
Source: RefSeq, a predicted model, not a curated record
AUGAGUGCCGUCUUGCAUACAUCCACUGAAGACUCAUUUGUCCACAUCUUUACGGUGCGCUUUUACGGGGUACCGGUGCACCACAACUCUCCGCGUUCUAUGGAAAUGAUGACUUGGCCACACACAGUUGGCCUCCCCGAGGCAAUCGUCGGCUUGAUUCUGAAGUCGACGACUCUGCAGUGGCUGCCGGGAAAGGCUCUCAGUGAAUUGACCGUCAAUGUCGUCACUGCACAUGCUUCUAUGGUAAAUGUAGAAGCUGCGGCCGAGAAAAGUGUUUUCAAGUCGAAGGUUCACAGCAUUCAUAUCCCCAUUGGUGGCCUCAGUUACUCUCUGUGCACCCGCGCAGCAAUGAUUUUUGAUUAUUACUCUAAGCAAGGCGACAUGGCUACAGCUGGAGCUAUUUGGGUUGGGGUAUCUGUGUUGUUUAUGUUGUCGAUGCGGUAUCCAAUAAAGUAG